This is a messenger RNA of Oppiella nova, 532 nucleotides long. The record is from the annotation of a GenBank genome assembly. Lineage: Eukaryota; Metazoa; Arthropoda; Arachnida; Sarcoptiformes; Oppiidae.
AUGGCCGGUGCUCUCAACCGUACGGAUGACAUGAAAAUGUACACUGAAUUGCAUACAAAUAUCUCCAAUGCCUUCACAAAAGCAUUUGUCAACACAACUGACGGUAAAAUCAAAGGCGACACUCAAGCCGUGUAUGUAUUGGCCCUCACUUUUGAAUUACUGCCACAAAACCUGAGACCACUUGCGGUCAACCAAUUGGUCGACAAUAUUAAGGCUCACGACUACCACUUCACCACUGGAUUCAUCAGUGUCAAUUUUGUGAAUGAGGUGCUCGUCAAAUAUGGGCACCGGGAUGUGGCGUAUAAAUGCCUACUCCAAGAGACAUUUCCCUCGUGGGGGUACGUAAUAGAACAUAACGCCACCGGAAUGUGGGAACACUAGGACUCAUGGACUGUGGACAAGGGGUUUAUGGAUCCCGGGACAAACUCAUUCAAUCACUACAGUCUGGGAACUAUAGGCCGAUGGAUCUACCAAUACGUGGCCGGUAUUGACACCGACGACCAAAUGGUGGGCUUUAAACGCAUCAAAAUAC